Bombus impatiens (common eastern bumble bee) is the source of this 2000-nucleotide messenger RNA. It is a transcript of the gene ste14, whose product is annotated as protein-S-isoprenylcysteine O-methyltransferase. The record is from RefSeq and is a predicted model, not a curated record. The transcript has 3 exons. Gene Ontology annotation, biological process: C-terminal protein methylation. Bases 271 to 1131 code for a protein of 286 amino acids. Gene Ontology annotation, molecular function: protein C-terminal S-isoprenylcysteine carboxyl O-methyltransferase activity. NCBI's taxonomy places the organism in Eukaryota, Metazoa, Arthropoda, Insecta, Hymenoptera, Apidae. Gene Ontology annotation, cellular component: membrane; endoplasmic reticulum.
GAAUACGUAUUCGUUUAUAAAAGAUGAAGUUCAAUUUUUUAUAUCGUUUAUUACUAGUUUCUAAAUGCUGAAAAUAAGGAGAAACGCAAUUUGUGAAAUUUUUACAUUCUAAAAGAAUACCAUUUUUUCAAACUUUGUGGAAUGCUAUUUGAUUUAAUUCUGUUGGCGAUCUAUAGUUAAAGUAAGGUUAAAAACUAACCUGCGAUUAAUAUUUGAUAGAAAUGGUGAAUUACAUAUUUAAGUAAGAUAAAGUUACAUAAAUCUUAGAAAAUGCUGUGUUACAAUGGAAAGCUUAGUUUCUUUUGUUUUAUCGCCGCUGGUUUAAUCGCAAUCCUACCAGAAGUAUUGUUAAGGUUAGAAUUCAAUGUUUUUCAAGAAUAUUUUAACAACAUUUGGUUUACGCAUUUAUUUCAAUAUGGAUUCUUAAAUAUACUUGUACUUCUUGCGUUUCGCGACUUUGCUUAUCAGGUUGCUGUAAGGGCAGUUCUCCUAGGAUAUGCCUUUGGUAUUGGGAUUAUUGUGUCCUUUGUUGCACCAUCUUCAUGGCAAAUGUUCGGAGUAUAUAUCACUAUAAUGGCAAUAUUCCAUUACACAGAAUUUCUAAGCAUAGCUUGGAUAAAUCCAUCUACUCUUUCCAUCGACAGUUUUAUUCUAAAUCACAGCAUAGCUUAUGGAGUAGCAGCAUGUUCUAGCUGGAUAGAAUUUGUCAUAGAAAGGCAUUAUUAUUCCGCAAUGAAAGAAUCUUCUUUUAUAUCAUACUUUGGACUUGUACUAUGCAUUUGCGGGGAAGUUUUGAGGAAAUUGGCAAUGUUUACUGCCAAGCAUAAUUUUAAUCAUAUUGUGCAGAGUGAAAAGAUGGAUAGUCACGAACUGAUUACGUAUGGAGUUUACAGAAUUUGCAGGCAUCCUAGUUAUGUGGGCUGGUUUUAUUGGUCUAUAGGAACGCAGCUAAUACUCCAGAAUCCAGUUUGUUUCCUUGCAUACACUGGAGUAUCUUGGAAGUUCUUCCACGAUCGCAUUUUAAUCGAAGAGAUCACUCUGCUUAAUUUCUUUGGGCAGGAUUACGUAGAAUAUCAGAAGAAAGUUAGUACAGGACUACCAUAUAUAUCUGGUUACAAGCUGAAUUUAUAGCAGCCAGUAUGUGUCUGAAACACUCUAUCAAUUCCUCAGGUUUAAUCUUAACAUUAUUUGUACUGACUAUGUUUUUUAUUGUACCUCAAGCAACAAUGCAAUAAUUAAGGGAGGUUUUCUUAACAAAAUUAUAUUUAUUGUCUCAUUUCAUUUUGAAGAAUUAUUCAUAUAACAAUAGACUACACUUUCAUUAUAUGGUUACUUUCAGUUGGUAGAUUAUACACUUUCUUUUUAUAUUUAUGCUUAUUACAUAUAUGUGUGUGUGUGUGUGUGUGUGCGCGCGUGUAUAUAUAUAUACAUAUAUAUAUAUACGAAAUGCAAAGUAAUAAAUAUAAUGCUGUAGCUAACAUUUGCAUUGACAUUUAGAAAGCAUUCGUUCGAUGUUGGAUAAUAAGAAAGUUUUAGAGAUUUCAGCAAUGUACUUACAAUAUCAUUAAGUCUGUACAUAAUCAUUUACAAUAUUUUAGUAUCGACAAAGCUUUUUGAUAUACUGAUGUUAAUUAUCGAUCUUGCCUUGAUGAUUCAUGGCCUAUAUAUUUUUAUUAUUGUGAAACCAAAGAAUGAAUUUAGAUUAUGAGAAUUUUACUAAGAGAAUAUGUAGUAUUAUUUAUAGAUAGAAAAAAGAAAAAUGAAAAAUAAUUGAAUUAUCGUUGUGCAUUAGACUUGAGUCACACAAAAUGUAUAUUAUCAUAUUUUGUUUGUCAUACGAAUCUAGAAAAUGCCCAUGAUUGUUACUACUUUCCAUGUGAGAGAAUCUGCAUUUUUUAAUUGACAGUUUAAUAGGCAAAUGCACUAACAAAAGGAAAUAAAUGACAAUGUAUCGUUGUAAUAAUUCAUGAAUAAACAAAUAAUAGUAAUCUGUAAAUGUA